This is a messenger RNA of Cucurbita moschata (crookneck pumpkin), 895 nucleotides long. RefSeq names its product pentatricopeptide repeat-containing protein At1g64583, mitochondrial-like. Bases 19 to 807 code for a protein of 262 amino acids. NCBI's taxonomy places the organism in Eukaryota, Viridiplantae, Streptophyta, Magnoliopsida, Cucurbitales, Cucurbitaceae. The record is from RefSeq and is a predicted model, not a curated record. Gene Ontology annotation, molecular function: protein binding. The transcript has a single exon.
GCCUGAAAGGGAAAUUGCAUGAAGCCUGUCAGGGAGGUGAUUGGAAAAGGUUUCUUUCCAAAUCUAGUUGAAAUCAACUUAUUGGCGCAGUCUCUUUGCCGGGAUGGGCAACCACAUGAAGCUCAGCAGUUACUCAUGGAGUGCAUGAACAAGGGUUGUGCUGUUAACGUAGUCAAUUUCUCCACUGUCAUUCAUGGAUUUGGUCAGAAAGAUGAUUUGGAAGCUGCACUGUCAUUGUGGGAUGAUAUGUACUUUUGUAACAAGGACCCUGGUUCUGUGACAUACACAACAUUAAUUGAUGCACUAGGCAAAGCUGGCCGUAUAGAAGACGCCACUGAACUUUCAAUGAAGAUGCUGAGGCAAGGGUUGGCUCCUUCUCCUGUUACAUACAGGCCUGUCAUCCACCAGUAUUGUCGAAAGGGUAGGGUAGAAGAUUUGAUGAAAUUAUUGAAGAACAUGAUUUCAAAAGGCAGAUUUCAAACCCUAUUUAAUCUAGUUAUUGAGAAACUUUGUAAAUUUGGAUACCUUAAAGAGGCCGACAGCCUUUUAGGUGAGGGUUUGAGGACGGCUUCAAGAACUGAUGCUAAAACUUGUCAUGUUUAUUUAAGUGUUGGAAUUCCUAUGUCAACAUAUACAGUUUCUUGUCAAAUGUUCAAUAGAAAUCUACUUCCUGAUUUAUUGUUAUGUGAGAAGGUAAGCAGGAGACUUCUUAUAGGAGGAAAAUUGGAGGAGGCCGAUAGGCUUGUAUUACGGUUUGUAGAGCGUGAUUGUGUUUUGUCUCAAGAUCAAAAGCACUUGCAGGACUAAGAUUUCUAAUAAUCUAUCUUGGUUGACUUCAUGUUUACAUCAUAUUUCUGUGCUGUGAGUUGCAUAAAUCUGCUUCCAGGUUUCAGAA